GCUUCAUCAUGGGGGUGCGGCCUGGGGUCAGCGUUGGGAGGAGUUCCAGGUGUCUCCAGGCCUCGAGGUGAGGGCCUUGAGGGGCGACUAAGGACAGUUUUCUGUGCAGAGCGGGCCCCGCGGAAAUCCUGCUGCUGUGCUCAGCCCUGGGCACCUCCCCGACGCUCCGCCCUGCCGCGGCUGAGGGAGGAGAAUGCAGGAGGCCUAAACGCUGUCAGGAGUAGCUGUGACUGCACUGAGGAGGGCUGAGGGGACCUCACCGCAGAGAGAGGGCGGCCCACGGAAACCCGCCCUGCGCCUGCUCCAGCCCUGGGAGACUCCGGCAGAAGCAGCUGGGAGUGGCGUCUUGGCACUUUGGUCUCGGGGAGGUCUGAGUGGAUGUCAGGUGAGGGCGGGGCAGGGCGAGCUAAGAACCUGCCAGACGUAAAGCCAAAUACCCUGAUAGAGAUCGGAGGGUACCCCCACCCCGAAACAGAAGGGCCCAGUCCCUGCCGUCGUACCCGAGAGGCACAGGGCAGAGGAGGCCGGUUGUGGUAGGCUAUGGCUCCCACCGUGGGGCUGGGAGACGUGGUCCCUUGCAGAGACGCAAGCAAGGCUUCAACCUGAGGAUGCAAAGCCUGGCCAGCUGAGGCGCAGUGUGGAGCAGCCCUGUCAGGAAUAAAGAUGGAUCACGUGAUGGGUCCUCCUGCCCUAGAUAAAGGCGGGCCCCACGGAAGCCCACGCAGCCCCUGCUAGUAGCCCUGGGAGGCCCUGGGCAAGUGGGGUCGGAUGUGGUGCCCCCUCUCUUCCUCCUCAGGGUGAUAUCAGGGGGACGUCAGCAGAGUGAUGGGGCCCAGACCCUGGCAGGGGAAAGACCAGACUCUGAACAGCACUGAGGAACCAUCCUCCCGAGAACAGUGGGGACAUCGCAGAGGCUGGCCCCACUGCCCCUGUCAACACUGGGGGGCCCACGACUGUGCCUGUAGUCUGCAUCCUGAGAAGCCCUCUCAGUUCUCCUCCUAGGAGUUCUAGGAACCGGGAGGCGAGUGCCUUGGUCUGAGGCAUGUGUCCUCAGGUCAGCAUACAGGAGACAGCCCAGGCAGUACCAGAAGUCAAAGCAGAGGUGCACACCCUGAAUGUCUACCAAGGCCCUGCCCACCCCAGAACAGAGAGAAUCCACAGUGCCUGACUCUACCCAGCCUGCUCUCAGCCCUGGAAUCCUCGGGCUGCACCCUGAGGAACUAUCUCACUUCCUCUUUCAGUUCUUAGGCCAGCCAGGACAACAGGAGCCCUGUGGCGCCUGGGAGCACCCCUAAAGAGGAGCCCUGUAAGUCACCGUUAUCAGAGCCGCCCUGGGAGAGUUUCUCAGCUGAGGCCACUGACACCCUCCCUCUCUCCCCCAGUGCCCCACCCUCCUGUUGGCUACCUCCAUCACAAGUCAUCAUGUCUCUGGGUCAGAAGAGUGAGCACUGCAAGCUUGAGGGAGACCUUCAGACCCCCAGAGAGGCACAGGGCCUAGAAGGUGUGCAGGCGCCCAUGGCUGAGAAGGAAGAGUCCUCCUCCUUCCCCGCCUCUCCCUCCUCCUCCCUCCCUCCUUUGAUCCUGGGCACUCCAGAGGAGCUGCCUGCCACCGGGGCACUGAGUCCGCCCCAGAGUUCUCAGAGGGCCUGCUUCUCACCCACUGCCACCACAGCCCCUCCAUCGAGUCAACCUGAUGAGAAUUCCAGAAGCCAAGAAGAGGAGGGGCCCAUCACCUCCCAGGCUCCACCAGAUCCUGAGUCCUUGCUCAGUGAUGAGCUAAACAAGCAGGUGGCUGAACUGGUGCAGUUCCUGUGUGUCAAAUAUGUAACAAAGGAACCCACCACAAAGGCAGAAAUGCUAACAAAUGUCAUCAAAGAACACAAGGACCACUUCCCUGUGAUCUUCAGCAAAGUCUGUGGGUGCAUGGAGGUUGUCUUUGGCAUUGAAGUGAAGGGAGUGGACCCCACCAGCCACUCCUAUGUGCUCGUCAAAACACUUGACCUCACCUACGAUGGGAUGCUGAAUGAUGACCAGGGCAUGCCCAAGACCGGCCUCCUGAUACUUAUCCUGGGUAUGAUCUUCAUGGAGGGCAACCGUGCCCCUGAGGAGAAAAUCUGGGAAGUGCUGAAUAUGAUGGGGGUAUAUGCUGGGCAGGAGGAUUUCAUCUACGGGGAGCCCAGGAAACUCAUCACCAAAGAUUUGGUGAAGGAACAAUAUCUAGAGUACCGGCAGGUGUCUGACAGUGAUCCUCCACACUAUGAAUUCCUGUGGGGUCCAAGGGCCUAUGCUGAAACCAACAAGAUGAAAGUCCUGGAGUUUUUUGCCGAGAUCAGUGGGUCUGACCCCACUUCCUUCCCAUCAUGGUAUGAGGAAGCUUUGAGAGACGAGAGAGCCCAGGCCAGAGCUGCCACCGGGGAUGAUACUAGUGCCACAGCCAGUGAAAGUUCCAGUGUCAUGCCCAGCAGCCUCUCCUGCCCUGAGUAAAGUCCGAAGCAGAUUCUUCAGUCUUCGUUUGAAGACAACAGCCAAUGUUCUACGUAGUGGAGGGCCAGAGUGGAUCUGGAAGGAACAGUGUACAGCAUCUUUGUGUUCCUGUUGUAUAUGGUUGAUUUCGAGAUUUAUCUUUUUUUUUUACUUUGGCUUUUUUUCAAAUAUUGUU
This is a messenger RNA of Balaenoptera ricei (Rice's whale), 2659 nucleotides long. Its product is annotated as putative MAGE domain-containing protein MAGEA13P. Gene Ontology annotation, biological process: negative regulation of transcription by RNA polymerase II. Bases 1423 to 2484 code for a protein of 353 amino acids. Lineage: Eukaryota; Metazoa; Chordata; Mammalia; Artiodactyla; Balaenopteridae. The record is from RefSeq and is a predicted model, not a curated record. Gene Ontology annotation, cellular component: nucleus. The transcript has a single exon.